AUGUUGCAAAACGUGGUUGUUAGAAACUCGCUUAUAAAAAGAAAAAAGAUUGUUAAAGCAGCUUUUAAAAAUAAAAUGGGUUUAUCUAUUGACAUUUCAAAACAAAUUAGCAGAACAACCAAUGAUGGCAAUACAACUCGUGGAUUUUUUGCCAAUUCCAAAAUGUUUAGCGAAAUUAUUGGAUUAGAUGUAACUCUCAUCAAUAGAUUUGCUAUAAUUUUGAGAACUAUAUCUUCUCCGAUUUCAUUAAAAAACUCUAGAAUUGCGACGAAUGAAGACUUACUUAAAAGACUUCUUCUUUUCUCAGAUCCUGUUAUUUCGUCUUUAAGAAAAAUUUCUAAUAGAGUUGAUUCUAUCCCUGAAGAAGUUCUUGAAUUGCUCGCAGAUCCAACUGUCGCAAAUGCAGUUUUAUCAGAAAAUAAAUAA
This is a messenger RNA of Dinoponera quadriceps, 426 nucleotides long. RefSeq lists its product as uncharacterized. The record is from RefSeq and is a predicted model, not a curated record. NCBI's taxonomy places the organism in Eukaryota, Metazoa, Arthropoda, Insecta, Hymenoptera, Formicidae. The transcript has 3 exons. The coding region runs from base 1 to 426 and encodes 141 amino acids.